AUGUCUCUACCGUCUCUUGCCACUUUUGCAUCUGUGCCAAGCCCGUCUUCGCAGCCCACGGGACCGGUUCUGCCCCCUCCAGCUGGUCCUUAUCACCCUGCGAAUCAACCUGGCGGACACUCUCUUCCCGGACUGGCGGAGCUGAGCCAGGGCCAUGCUGGUCCGCAUCAGCCUCCCGCUUACGGCCAACACCCUGCGGCUCCCGGUCAUAAUGCUGGUCACUCGCUCCCGGGUAUCGGGCAAGCGAUGCAACAUCCCUCGCCCCAGUCCAUCAACCGGGAACGCGAGCGGGACUCCAGAGAACGCGAGCUGAUGGAGAGACAGCGCCAGGAGGAGAUGGCCCACAGAGAGCGCGAACAACGUGAACGCGAACAGAUCGAGAGACAGCAGCUGGAGCGACAACGUGAACAGCAGCACCACCCGGUCCAGAGCCAUACAGGGUCAAUCCCUAUCCACCAGCCGGUGGCCUCGAAAGUGCCAAACUCCAUUCACGGCCCCAAUGGUCUGCUGUCGAACCUUGGGUCUAACCCGGCAAAUGGCCCGCAAGGUUCUAUGCCGACGCCUGGAGGACCUGGCGGCAUCUAUGGGCCACAGAUGCAACAUGGUGAGGGUACACCCAGGUCAUACAUGCAACAUCCAGGUGGUCCCCCGGGCCAACCCAUGAUGGGAUUCAACGGCUCUGGCCCUCAGAUUCCAGGCAAUGUGGCGGCACUUGCCCAGGGCCAGCAGCCAAUCCUCAACGUGAGUUACAGCACGCCGCGUGGAUCAGUGCUCCACAUCACGAAGCCGUGGCUUACGAUUCCUUCACAGGAUGCGCUUAGUUAUCUAGACCAGGUGAAGGUUCGCUUCGUCGACCAACCUGAUGUGUACAACAGAUUUUUGGAUAUCAUGAAAGACUUUAAGAGCCAAGCGAUCGAUACGCCCGGAGUCAUCCAACGCGUUUCUACUCUUUUCAAUGGACAUCCAGCUCUUAUCCAAGGGUUCAACACGUUCUUGCCUCCUGGAUAUCGGAUCGAGUGUGGCACAGAGGAUAAUCCAGACGCGAUUCGAGUGACCACGCCUUCGGGUACCAAUACCUUGAGCAUGCCCCGUGCUAGACACUCUCUGGAUUCCUCUGGAGAGCUUGGUCCAUCUGGUGGCAUGGGCCCUCACGGACGCGCUGAGUACUAUGACCAGUCUCGACCUGGGUGGCAACAGCCCCAGCCUCAGCAGCAGCAAGGCAAUCUUCCAGGAUCAUACUCUCCUGGGUCCCGCAUGAUGGGGCCUGGCAUGUUUGGACAGCAAGGUGCCGGCGUCGGCACCGGCAUGCUGCAAGGCUCUCAGGAUCUGACCAAGCGUGGACCGGUGGAGUUCAACCAUGCCAUUAGUUAUGUCAACAAGAUAAAGAACCGCUUUGCAAGUGCGCCUGAGAUCUACAAACAAUUCCUUGAGAUACUACAGACUUAUCAGCGCGAGUCCAAACCAAUCGGGGAUGUGUAUGCCCAGGUCACCCAGCUCUUCAAUACGGCUCCCGAUUUGUUGGAAGACUUCAAGCAAUUUCUCCCUGAAUCUGCAGCGCACGCAAAGCAGCAGGCCGCAGCUCGACAGGCAGAGGAAGCAGCUCCCAUGAGUAAUGUUCGUGGCGAGCCGAGCUAUCCCAACGCCAAUGCUCUUCCUUCUCAGACUCCGAGCCGUGACGUCAAGAUGCCCCCAUUGGGUCAGUUCAAUGUCAAGGACUCUGCAAAGGAUGGCAAGAAACGUCGGAAUGGACCAGGCGCUCCAUCUUCCAUGGGUUCUUCGAUGUCUGGUCCUUCGGCUGCGGAUGCGGCGCGCAUGGGAGAUAUGCAGGCUAGGACCUCAGCUCUUCAAGCUGGUAAUGCCAACAAGAGGGCUAAAGUCCAUCAUACGAAGCCUUCCCAGGCAGAAGUACCCGCUGUCUCUCCCACCCUCGUUCCCGCUUUACCAGAACCGAUCCAGCCGACUUUCUCCCUGACCCCAACUCAGGAGGAAUUUGCUUUCUUUGACCGCGUCAAGAAGUAUAUUGGCAACAAGCAGACAUUCAGCGAGUUCUUGAAGCUCUGCAAUCUGUAUUCCACAGAUCUCAUCGAUAGGCAUGUGCUCGUGAAACGGGCAGCUAGUUACAUUGGCUCGAACCCGGAACUGAUGGCUUGGUUCAAGCGCUUCAUGCAUGUCGACGAGCCAGAAGACAAGAUCAUUGAUGUCAAAGCGAAACAAGACUCUGGACUUGUUAAUCUGUCUCAUUGCCGGUCUCUCGGGCCUAGCUAUCGUCUGUUACCGAAACGUGAGCGCCAGAAGCCUUGUAGUGGCCGUGAUCAGCUGUGCUAUAGUGUGCUUAAUGAUGAAUGGGCUUCCCAUCCCACAUGGGCGUCGGAAGACUCUGGAUUCGUUGCCCACCGUAAAAACCAGUUUGAAGAUGCCCUGCAUCGCAUCGAAGAGGAUAGGCAUGACUAUGACCACCAUAUCGAGGCGUGCACGCGCACGAUUCAGCUUAUCGAGCCGAUUGUGCAGCAGUUCCUCGUUAUGUCGGAAGCCGAGUGCGCCGCGUUCAAGCUUCCGCCUGGCCUUGGUGGACAGAGUGAGGCAAUCUACCAGCGGGUGAUCAAAAAGAUCUACGACAGACAACGCGGGGAGAAGAUCAUCAAGGAGAUGUUCGAGCGACCAACCCAUGUUUUGCCCAUUGUUCUUUUCCGUCUCAAGCAGAAGUGUGAGGAGUGGAAAGCUAGUCAGCGUGAAUGGGAUAAAAUUUGGCGCGAGCAGAUGCAGAAGGCAUACUGGCGGAGUCUGGACCACCAGGCGAUUGCCAGCAAACAAGUGGACAAGAAGUUGUUCGUGGCGAAGCAUAUCCAUACAGAAAUCCAGAACAAAUUCGAGGAGAGUCGGAAUCUGCGCAAGAGUGGGUAUCAGACCGCCAAGCAUCAGUUUGAGUUCACCUUUGAUGAUCCUGCUGUCAUCAUUGAUGCCACGCACCUGCUACUUACUUUCAUUGACCGUAACUCUGCUGGGUUUGGCGCCGACCCACAGAAGGUCAUGACUUUCAUCAAGGACUUCGUUCCCGUGUUCUUCGGCAUGGACCGUGAUACUUUCCACGUGUAUAUGAAUGAACUUUCGAGUGGCGCAUCCCCGAUCGAUGAAGGUGACGAUGAGAGUCUGGCCGCAGAGGAGUCUUCAACGCCGCGCAGUCGGAAGGGCAUCAAUGGCAAGAAGAUUGACCUUCUCCGCGAUGUUCUCGAGCGUCGUAGUGAGAAGGUACGUCGUGGUGACAAGGAAGGCAGUACGCCAGCCAGCCGCGAUGGCACGCCUGAUGCUGUUCUGGUUCCGUCGACUCCGGUGCCUGAUCCGACCGAGCCGUUCGAUGUGGCCGAGCUGAAGUGGAUGGAGCACCCCGGGCAGGGCAAUUUCAACCAACAGCGGGAGUACAACCUGAAUGAGACGUAUGAGAAGAAGGCUCAUCACUUGUACGCCAACCUGAACAUCUACUGCUUCUUCCGCACAUUCGAGGUCCUUUACUCGCGGCUGCUGCGCAUCAAGCUGCAUGAAAAGGAUGCCCACGACGAUGUCCGUCGCGCGCUGGUGAGCAAACCGGCGCAGGAGCUCAACCUCAUUGACAAGUUCCCUACGGAGUUUUUCUACGACUGUGAUCCCAAGGCGAACCUGUACCAGCAGAUCGUGCGCAUGUGCGAAGAGGUCAUCAAGGGGGAUAUGGAACCUUCCCACUUAGAAGAGACCCUUCGUCGGUAUUACUUGCGGAGCGGGUAUCAAUUAUACAACCUGGAGAAGAUGUUUGCUGGAAUCUCCAAAUUUGCGGGGGCGAUCUUCAACGGGGACUCGAAAGACCGCAGCUCGGAUAUUAUGAACCUUUUCUUCAAGGAGCGGGACAGGGAGGAGACCACGCACAACCAGGAAAUCCAGUACCGCAAGCAAGUGGAACGGCUGGUCAAGGACGGGGACAUUUAUCGCAUUACCUACAACCCUACCACCAAGAAGACGACGCUGCAGCUGUUGACGCCCGAGGAUGCCACACUGGAGAAUGAGGAGCUGAGCCAAGAGGCGCGCUGGUCAUACUAUGUCUCUGCGUACACGAUGCGGGAUCCGACCGAGGGGGUGCCGUUCUCUCAGAUGCGCAUGCCGUUCCUGAAGCGCAACCUGCCGGCCAAGCUGGAGCAGGAGGAAGAGUACAACCGCUACUACCGACCGCUGGUGCACCAGGACGGGCUGAUCAUCCGCAUCUGCGCCAACAGUUAUCACAUUCUGUACGAGCCUGGCAGCUACGACUGGUGGUGGCGGCCGACGGCGCCGACGGAGGAAACGGCGGAGGAGGUAGCCAAGGAGGAGGCGGCGGUGAAGGAGCGACGCCGGGACCGGUUUACGGAGAAGUUUGUCAAUAACCCGCACUGGGCGCAUGGCCUGAGCAAGGAUCAAGUAGACGAAUCGAACCAGCGAUUCCGGUCUUGGAUCAAGGGCUCUGAAGGGGAGGCGGCUGCUGCUGCUACUGCUGCUGCUCCGGCGGAAGGCACCGAAACCGAGUCGAAGAACGACAAGGAAGAUACCGAGAUGCCUGAUGUCGAGCAGUCUGCAGUGGAGUCGAAAGAGCAAUGA
Aspergillus niger is the source of this 4596-nucleotide messenger RNA. RefSeq lists its product as uncharacterized. The transcript has 8 exons. Bases 1 to 4596 code for a protein of 1531 amino acids. The record is from RefSeq and is a predicted model, not a curated record. Gene Ontology annotation, molecular function: transcription corepressor activity. Gene Ontology annotation, biological process: negative regulation of transcription by RNA polymerase II. Lineage: Eukaryota; Fungi; Ascomycota; Eurotiomycetes; Eurotiales; Aspergillaceae. Gene Ontology annotation, cellular component: Sin3-type complex; chromatin.